AUGUUUGUAAUCCGCAAGUAUAAUGGUGUUCACUCUUGCUCGUUAGAAAAGCGUUCAGCGAAGCACAGGCAAGCAACGUACUCCGUUAUUGGAAGUUGCAUGAAAAACCAAUUUAUAGGCGUGAAACAGGGUCCGGUUCCGAAAUCAAUUCAGAAAUAUGCCCGUGACGAAUUCGGGACGGACUUCAGUUAUUACAAAGGAUGGAAGGCUCGUGAGCAUGCACUUCAACUCGUAAGAGGUACGGCCGAAGAAAGCUUCACUAAGCUCCCAUCAUACUUUCAUAUGGUGUCUCUUACUAAUCACGACAGCAUCACCAAUAUUCAUUUUGAUGAACAGAACCGUUUUAUCUAUCUUUUCCUAGCAUAUGGACCUUGUAUACGAGGUUUUGGUUGCAUGAGGAAAGUUAUCAAUGUUGAUGGAACGUGGUUGAAGGGAAAAUUCAGAGGUACGUUGUUAGUUGCCACUGCACAGGAUAGUGAACGUCAUUGUUAUCUAAUCGCAUGGGCCAUUGUAGACUCAGAGAAUGAUGCAUCCUGGACAUGGUUCUUCUCGAACUUGAAGGCCUACCGCAUUGACGAGUUUUCUGUCUUGUUUGAUGAGUUGUUUGCAAGAUAUCCUAGUGUUGCUAGAUACCUACAGGAGCAAGUUCGUUUUGAAAUGUGGUCUCGUGCUCAUUUUAAAAGAAAUCGAUAUAAUAUUAUGACCACAAACAUGUCUGAGUCAGUUAAUGCAAUGCUCAAAGAUGUUCGAGAUUACCCUGUCAUUGCCCUCUUUAAUUUUAUACAAGCGAAGAUGUCAGAGUGGUUUAAUAACAGGCGGGUCGAAGCUUCUAAAACUAAAACAUUAUUAACGCCAAGUGUGGAAAAAACUCUUCGUGAGAGGCACAACAAAGCGGGAUUUCUAACGGCCACAAGACUUAAUACUGUUGAGUUCCAAGUGACAGGUGGAGAGGCCACUGCAAUUGUCGACAUUGGAGCGAGGAGUUGCACUUGUCGUAUGUUCGACCUUGAGCAGAUACCAUGCGAGCAUGCAAUAUCAUGUUGUAGAGAAGCAGGUAUGUCACUCUAUGAUUUAUGCUCAAAAUACUACAGGACAGAAGUUUGGGCUCUUGCGUAUGCUGAGAUAAUCUAUCAUGUGCCGGAUACUUCGCAAUGGGAUAUUUCGAAUCACGUAAAGGAAGUUCGCCUUCUUCCACCGCGAGUUGUACCAAAGAGGGGUAGGCCAAAGCAAAAACGCAUUCCCAGCAUAGGUGAGUUCACACAAAGACAAAAUCGAUGUGCUAGGUGUAGGCAAUAUGGACACUAUCAGAAGAAAUGUAAGAAUGCACUGAUGUAA
Molecule: messenger RNA, 1335 nt
Organism: Morus notabilis
Lineage: Eukaryota; Viridiplantae; Streptophyta; Magnoliopsida; Rosales; Moraceae
Exons: 2
Coding region: 1-1335 (444 amino acids)
Molecular function (GO): nucleic acid binding; zinc ion binding
Source: RefSeq, a predicted model, not a curated record